Messenger RNA from Parnassius mnemosyne (clouded apollo), 3063 nucleotides. The record is from the annotation of a GenBank genome assembly. NCBI's taxonomy places the organism in Eukaryota, Metazoa, Arthropoda, Insecta, Lepidoptera, Papilionidae.
AUGGCACAAUUCCAUUUUCUCCAGGGCAACAUCAACCACUGUGCCAGAGCUCAGGAUCUCCUACUCCAGAGCAUGGCAGAGUGGUCGAUUCACGUGGCUGUGGUCGCCGAACCGUACUUCAUUCCCGCCCGUGACAACUGGUUGGGAUGCGCUGACGGUUUGGUGGCCAUUAUUGGCGAGACUCUGAUCGACCCGUCUCGGGGCCGCGGCUGGGUUGCUGCGGUCUCGGGCGGCAUCGUUAUUGUAGGGGCGUAUUUCUCCCCCAACAAGAGUCUCGCCGACUUUGAGGGUUUCCUUGUCGAGUUGGGCGCCGUCGUAGGCCGCUAUCACCCUCGUCCCGUUCUGGUGCUCGGGGAUCUCAACGCCAAGUCAUCGGCGUGGGGAUCUCCGGUCACUGACCCUCGGGGCGAGGUGUUAGAAGAGUGGACGGUGACGACUGGUCUGGUCGUCCUGAAUCGGGGUUCGGAAUACACGUGCGUGCGGCAGCGGGGUGGGUCGAUAGUGGAUGUCUCGUUUGCUAGCCCCUCUGUCGCCAGCCGAGUCCGCGACUGGCGUGUCGCCGCAGAGGUGGAGACGCUGUCGGACCAUCGGUAUAUCCGGUUCGACGUCUCUGCCCAGACUGCGAGCGGCCGCCAUCCAACAACCCCGAUUAACGACGGCCCGCGUUGGGCGCUUAAGCGCAUCGACAGGGAACUACUCGAAGAAGCUGCCCUAGUCCAGUCCUGGAUUCGGGAGUCGACGACGGACGGCCCCGUCGACGUCGAAGCGGUGUACUGGUGGACCGCCGAGAUCGCGCAAUUGCGCAUAGCGUGCGUUGCGGCUCGUCGCCGGUACACCCGAUACCGGAGGCGGCGUCGACGGGAUCCCGCCGAGGAGGACGCGCUGUAUGAGGUGUACCGCGCGUCUAAGGAGACUCUGUGGCUGGCCAUCGGCGACUCAAAGUCGCGUGCCAGGGAAGAGCUGCUGGGAUCCCUAGAUCGGGAUCCGUGGGGGCGCCCCUACCGUUGGGUACGGGGCAAGUUGCGUCCCUGGGCGCCUCCACUAACACAAACGAUGCAACCCCAGUUGCUAGAGGCGGUGGUAUCGGCUCUCUUCCCUGAGCGAGUGGGACACGUUCCCCCGGCGAUGGCUUCGCCCUCAGCCACAGACUCUCCAGAAGAGGAGAGCACCGACGUCCCCGAGGUGACGCAAACAGAGACGAGAGCGGCCGUGUCGCGACUCCGGGCUAAGAACACAGCGCCCGGACCCGACGGAGUUCUUGGUCGAGCUCUCGUCCUGGCUCUGAAGGAGCUAGAGCCCCAGCUGAGAGGGCUCUUCACGGCAUGUCUCGAGCAGGGUCAGUUUCCCAGUGUGUGGAAGGAGGGGAGGCUGGUCCUGCUCAGGAAGGAGGGGCGCCCCGCGGACUCACCGUCCGCGUACCGGCCCAUAGUGCUGCUCGACGAAGCGGGCAAACUUCUUGAGCGCAUCGUCGCAGAUCGCCUCGUCAGCCACUUGUGCAGAGAGGGGCCGGACCUGGACGAGAACCAGUUUGGUUUUCGUCGCGGGCGCUCCACCAUAGACGCUAUUACGCGUGUGAGGUCCCUGGCGGAGGAGACAGUAUCCCGGGGUGGGGUGGUGCUGGCGGUGUCCUUAGACAUCUCCAACGCCUUCAACACCCUACCCUGGAGUUGUAUUCGGGAGGCGCUGAAUUACCAUCGCGUGCCUCCCUACCUCCGCCGCACAAUAGGGGCUUACCUUGAGGAGAGAUGCGUUACCUAUUGGGGACGUGACGGCGCUGGUCGGCGCGUCAUGUCGUGCGGUGUUCCGCAGGGAUCGGUCUUGGGACCGCUCCUGUGGAACAUCGGCUACGACUGGGUGCUGAGAGGUGAACUCCCGUCGGGCGCCGACUUGACGUGUUAUGCGGACGACACGCUCGUCACUGCCCGGGGGAGUUCACACAGGGAAGCAGCGUUGGUUGCCACGGCUGCGGUGUCACAAGUGGUGAACCGCAUCCGGCGCCUGGGCCUGGAGGUGGCCCUAAAUAAGUCGGAGGCCAUGGUGUUCCAUGGCCCUCGACGCGCGCCGCCGCCGGGUUCACACAUCGUGGUCAGCGGGGCCCGGAUAGCUGUCGAGUCCACCAUGAAGUAUCUGGGAUUGGUGCUCGACAGCCGAUGGGAAUUCGGACCCCACUUCCGGCGGCUGGCGCCCAAGCUGAUGGGUGCAGCGGGCGCGCUAUCAACGUUGCUUCCCAACUUGGGGGGCCCGAGCGCCGCCUGUAGGCGGUUGUACGUGGGAAUCGUGCGGUCCAUGGCCCUGUAUGGGGCCCCUGUGUGGGCGAUGGACAUGACGGCCAGCACUCUCGCCAUUCUGCGUAAACCGCAGAGGGCGAUGGCCGUCAGAGUCGUCCGCGGGUAUCGCACGAUUUCCUACGAGGCGGUUUGCGUCCUGGCCGGAUCCCCGCCCUGGGACCUAGAGGCGAAAGUACUCGCGUCAUUAUAUCGAUGGCGCGAGGAAGAGCGGGCACGGGGCUCGAGGCCGGUGCAGCGGCAGAUCGCGCUGCGCCGAGAGGAGCUCCGUCAGGUCUUGGUGGCGGAAUGGCGGCAAAGGCUUCUGCGCCCUACCGCUGGCCUCGCUACCGUCGAGGCGAUCCGGCCAGUACUCGACGACUGGCUCGGGAGAAGGCACGGCUCCCUGUCGUUUAGGGUGACGCAGGUGCUGUCGGGGCAUGGCUGCUUCGGCAAGUACCUGCGCCGCAUAGACAGGGAGCCGGACGCUCGGUGUCACCACUGCGUCCAUUGCGGGGAGGACACGGCGCAACACACGCUCGCCGAGUGUGUAGCUUGGGAGGAGCAGCGCCGUGUCCUCACAAAUAAAGUAGGAGGCGAUCUGUCGCUGCCGGCCUUAGUGCAGAAGAUGGUCGGUAGCGCAGAGUCGUGGGAUGCAGUGGUGUCCUUCUGCGAGGACGUGAUGUCGCAGAAGGAAACUGCGGAACGGGAAAGGGAGAUCUCGACUCCCUUUCCUGGCCGCAGAAGGCGCACCGGGCGCAGGAGAAGGGCGGACAACGCCCUUUUCCGGCCCCCAUAA